Aspergillus novofumigatus IBT 16806 is the source of this 1227-nucleotide messenger RNA. RefSeq names its product phosphatidylinositol-specific phospholipase C/glycerophosphodiester phosphodiesterase family protein. The transcript is spliced from 2 exons. The coding region runs from base 1 to 1227 and encodes 408 amino acids. NCBI's taxonomy places the organism in Eukaryota, Fungi, Ascomycota, Eurotiomycetes, Eurotiales, Aspergillaceae. The record is from RefSeq and is a predicted model, not a curated record. Gene Ontology annotation, biological process: lipid metabolic process. Gene Ontology annotation, molecular function: phosphoric diester hydrolase activity.
AUGACUGGCCUACCUUUAUUCUCGCGUCUCUCCUCUCGCCGCUCAGAUUCGCUCAGUGACACAACCCUAACUGAGCGACGGCUUUCUGAUCUUUCCAACAAGUCUCUACAUACUUAUCAUGAGCCAAACCAGGAAGCUCCUCGCCGGUGGGUUACGAGCUUUAAAUCAAGACUCAACCCUACAGUCGUGGGCAAGAAGAAAGCCCGCAGAAAUCGUGCUCUUGUUGUAGUUGCGAUUAUCCUUGCAGUGGGUGGUAUAGCUGUACUGGUGUGGUUCUCACUUGUCCUCACAUUGAUCGACCGACUCACACCUACCGUCCCUUCGAACGGACUACAGAGGAUCGUCGAAACAUGGAAACGCCCGGCGGACUCUGUCUCCUUACUAGCUCCCUGGCCGAAAGACUUCAGUCAAAGCAUCACACCGGUCCAAUGCCACUCCCACAACGAUUAUUGGCGCUCAGUGCCUCUAUACGAGGCCAUCGCGGCUGGCUGCACAGGCGUCGAAGCAGACAUUUGGCUCGAGGGCGGCGAUCUGCUCGUCGGUCACGGGAAGCGCUCUCUAUCCCCUGAUCGUACACUGACGAGUCUCUAUAUCGACCCGUUGACAUUAAUUCUGUCAAACCUAAACGCCAAUUUAUCUGCCAAUAGCUCGGUAGGCGUAUUCGAGGUUGAUCCCACAACAAGCCUUACUCUCCUGAUCGACAUCAAAUCGGACGGAAAUGCCACUUGGCCGAUCCUCCUCGACCAACUGGGUCCUCUACGCUCAGGUGGAUGGCUAUCCCGCUGGAACGGGACGAGCAAAUCUCUUGUCCGUGGUCCUGUCACGGUCGUGGGGACAGGAAAUACCAUGUUUGAGUUGGUAGUCGCAGAGGAAGAUCGAUAUGUCUUCUUUGACGCCCCGCUAAACGAGCUUGCUCAAAACACCGCCUAUACAGUAGAAAACAGCUACUACGCCAGCGUCUCGCUGCAAAAAGCCCUAGGAGUUGUAUGGCCCUGGGGCCCAACAGACAAUCAGAAACAGACCAUGCAGAAGAUGAUCAGCGCUUCCUCGGAAAGAGGGUUACUCUCUCGGUUCUGGAGCAUCCCCUCUUGGCCAGUCAGCCUGCGCAUGAGGCUAUGGCGGUUUCUGGUUGAUAGUGGGGUUGGCAUGCUGAAUGUAGACGAUGUGGUUGAGGCUACGAGGUGGAACUGGGACUGGUGUAUUGUGGCGGGGUUGGUGUUGUGUUGA